CAUCAGGUGGCAGCACCGUCCCAGCUGCCAUCGCCGCCGCCGGUGACGAUGCUGCCGGAGAUCGAUGCGUCGUCGCCGGAGGCAUCUGCGGAGAUGCAGCGGGUGGUAAGGGAGAGGUUCCCGAACCGCUCCAGCUGGCCCGAUAUCCUCUUGGACAUCCUCCGAUUUGCGAUGUUCGAGGAGCGCGCGCGCUUUGCGGGCGACGACGGAGGGAUGGACUUUGAGUUCAUCUUCUGGGCGAUCCAGGAGGCAAAGUCGCCGGAUCCAAGGCAGGCGGCGCGGUGGGCACGCUUCAAGACGAGGAAUCCAUCAAGGCUCAACAUACGGCCCCCACCGGUGCUGCAGAUCACCACAUCCCACCGGAAGAGCUGCCGCCGGGGACCGUCCUCCCCAGAACUCCCUGAAGCAUCAACACCCCGGCGCAUGGCCCCUGCAGAGCGGCUCUGUCCUGCUUGCAGGGCGCAGAAGGAUCAGGGGCUCCACCCUUGAACCUCCACCAUGGCCAGGCGACCACGGCGAGAAGCCCCGCAACAAGGGGCGCAAAUGGAGAAGUGUGAAGUGCAUUCUUGCAAAACUAAGCAGUUUUUUACACCAAUGGAAAGUUCUCUGUAAUGAUGGGCAGGCGACUCUACUGCUACGAUGCAUCCUUCUGCUGGACAAACGGCGUGGGGAACUCCUCCGGAUUGCAUGGAGAUGAUGCUGGGAGAGACCAACUGAAAAACUGGGCGCUGGAGAUGAUGGAUCACUCCUGAAGAUCUUCCUGUCGUUCUCCUUCGUUUCUCAUUUCUGUUGGUGCUCUGUAAUAAGUAAAAGACUUCGUUUUUGCUUCUAGCCUCUAAACUGUUAU
Messenger RNA from Triticum dicoccoides, 847 nucleotides. RefSeq lists its product as uncharacterized. Lineage: Eukaryota; Viridiplantae; Streptophyta; Magnoliopsida; Poales; Poaceae. Bases 49 to 489 code for a protein of 146 amino acids. The transcript has 2 exons. The record is from RefSeq and is a predicted model, not a curated record.